UUCAGAUAUAGCAAGAAAAAAACUGAGGAUUGGUCAACCGCCGCCAGCUCCGGUGCUGACGUGGUGAUUAGGCCACUCAAUUUUCUCCACCGAUUGGGCCGUCAACGCUCCGCUACAUAUUCAAGUAUUCAGGCAAAUGUCCUCCGUCUCCGUCGAGAUGGCCACUGCUGCUGCAGCCGCGGCCUCCCCACGCCGCCCCGUCUUCCUCGGCGUCGAUGUUGGCACCGGCAGCGCCCGGGCAGGUCUGUUUGAUGAUAAUGGGAAGCUUCUAGGCUGUGCCACUAGCCCAAUACAGAUAUGGAAGGAGGGUGAUUGCAUUGAGCAAUCUUCAACAGAUAUAUGGCAUGCAGUCUGUGCGGCUGUGAAAGCAGCAUGCUCACUAGCAAAUGUUGCAGGGGAAGAAGUGACGGGUCUGGGAUUUGCAGCUACAUGUUCUCUUGUUGCUGUGGAUGCUGAUGGUUCUCCUGUUACCGUUUCUUGGAGUGGUGAUACAAGAAGAAAUGUCAUUGUAUGGAUGGAUCAUAGAGCAGUACAGCAAGCUGAAAGGAUCAAUUCCUCUAAUUCACCAGUAUUACAAUACUUUGGUGGAUCAAUUUCUCCUGAGAUGCAGCCACCAAAGCUUUUGUGGGUGAAAGAAAAUUUGCAAGAAUCUUGGUCAAUGGCAUUUAGGUGGAUGGACUUGAGUGAUUGGUUGUCAUUUAGAGCAACAGGGGAUGACACUCGGAGUUUGUGUACCACAGUGUGCAAAUGGACAUAUCUUGGUCAUGCACAUAUGCAGCAGAUCAGUGAUCACAAUUCCCGUGAUAUGGAAGCCAGCGGAUGGGAUGAUGACUUUUGGGAAGAGGUUGGCUUAGGUGAUCUUGUAGAUGGGCAUCAUGCCAAGAUAGGAAGAAGUGUAGCUUUCCCUGGCCAUCCUUUGGGUUCUGGUCUAACUCAAGCUGCUGCAAAGGAACUGGGCCUCGUAGUGGGAACUCCGGUGGGAACUUCACUGAUAGAUGCUCAUGCUGGUGGUGUUGGUGUGAUGGAAAGUGUGUCUGUGUCUGAUCUUAAAGAGAGUGAUGAGGAAGCUAUAUGCCAUCGUAUGGUGUUAGUAUGCGGAACUUCCACUUGCCAUAUGGCUGUAUCGUGCAGCAAGCUGUACAUUCCAGGCAUUUGGGGACCAUUUUGGUCAGCAAUGGUGCCAGAAUACUGGCUCACAGAGGGUGGCCAGAGUGCGACUGGUGCAUUAUUGGAUUAUGUAAUUGAGAAUCAUGUUGCUUCUCCUCACCUUGCAAAUCAUGCUGCUUCUCAAAGUGUUUCCGUGUUUGAGCUACUUAACAAGAUAUUGGAGUCAAUGAUGCAUGAUCUAAAGUCCCCUUUUGUUGGUGCUUUGACUAAAGAUGUACACAUCCUUCCUGAUUUCCAUGGAAACAGGUCUCCUAUUGCUGAUCCAAAGGCAAAAGGUAUGGUCUGUGGCUUAACACUUGACACAAGUGAGAAACAGUUGGCUCUUCUGUACCUUGCCACGGUACAGAGUAUUGCAUAUGGUACACGUCACAUAGUGGAGCACUCUAAUGCCCACGGUCACAGAAUUGACACGCUGCUGGCAUGUGGUGGACUUACAAAGAAUCUGUUGUUCAUGCAAGAGCAUGCAAAUAUCAUUGUUGUUUGUGCUUGGCCAGGUUGCCCGAUAAUUCUGCCAAGAGAGAGUGAACCUGUGCUCUUAGGUGCUGCAAUUCUUGGUGCUGUUGCUGCGAAGAAAUACUCUACUCUCCAUGAGGCCAUGAAGGCAUUGAAUGUUGCUGGUCAGGUUGUGUGUCCAUCCAAUGAUUCAAAGGUGAAGAAGUACCAUGAUGCUAAAUAUCGUAUUUUCCGUGAUCUUUAUGUGCAGCAGUUAUCUCGUCGUUCAAUUAUGGCUCAAGCUUUGGCAUAGGUUGUAGGGGGGCUGCUUUGGGAGGCUAGGAUGCCCUUUUAGAUUGAAAGAUUUUGCUGUGAAGUGAACUCUUACUGUGCUUGAUUGCAGCUAUUUUUUAUCCACUUGAAAAUUCUAAUUUCUAUUGAGCUUUCUCCUUGGAGAAGCCUCCAAUAAAGAUCACAGUUUUGCAGCCUUGCCAAA
Molecule: messenger RNA, 2095 nt
Organism: Malania oleifera
Lineage: Eukaryota; Viridiplantae; Streptophyta; Magnoliopsida; Santalales; Ximeniaceae
Exons: 15
Coding region: 137-1912 (591 amino acids)
Biological process (GO): carbohydrate metabolic process
Molecular function (GO): phosphotransferase activity, alcohol group as acceptor; kinase activity
Source: RefSeq, a predicted model, not a curated record